This is a messenger RNA of Lymnaea stagnalis (great pond snail), 5483 nucleotides long. NCBI's taxonomy places the organism in Eukaryota, Metazoa, Mollusca, Gastropoda, Lymnaeidae. The record is from the annotation of a GenBank genome assembly.
GUGGCUACUGGAGCAUGUCCAUCUGGUUGUGCUGCUGGUUCCUAUGGAGACGGGUGUCACAGCUGUGAGUUUUAUGUAAACAUUGUUAUGUUAGUCUUUCUCUCUUUAUCUCUGUGACGUUUACAAUAAAAUUAAUUUCAAUUGGUAUUUAAACAUUAUUUGCAUAUUUUAGUUGAAUGCAGUAUAGUUUUAAGGGGUUUAAUUGAUAAAAUGUAAAAGAAAUUACAUUUAAAAAAUGUAUACAUUUUUUGUAGAAAUUAAUUGGAACAAAAAAUAGAAUAGUUACAAUUCGUAUUAAUACCCCGAUGAUAAGUAAACGUGGCAUUAAUGGUUGUUUGUAAACAUGAACAUUUCCCGUUAGCGGUACAAGAUUUUUCGAACAAUGAAUGUUUUUGGAUAUUACAGAAAUUAUAAAAUAGUUUGGUCAAUAUCAGUAUACAUUACCAACAAUUUUUGUUAUAAAACGCUGUGCCCUUGACUGUAUCUGUAAAUGUACUGCCUCUGUGUUUUAUCUUGCGUGUUGGAUUUCUUGCUGGUUGUAAAACAUUAUGACUGAAUCCCUCAAAAACCCCAUAUUAUUUUACUAGCCUAUCGGGGCAAAAUCGCAGAAUAUGAUUGAGAGGAAGAUCUAUCUAACUUGAUACACCCUCGCUACUUAAUUUUCUAAUUCACAAAUUAUUUCCUCGUAGAUUGUGAUAGACGUCCUCUCUUAGUCUUUUUGUUAAACGUAUUUCAUUAAAGUUCAACUCGAUUCUCGUUGGGUAUUUAAUAAUAUCACAUAAAAAAAAAACGUCUUUCUUCAGCAUGCCCGGCGCAAAGUUGGGGACCUGAUUGUCUCAGCCUGUGCAGUGUGUUCUGUGUCAAUCAAAGUUGUCUUCCAGAGAACGGUGCAUGUGUCUAUGGGUGUGUACCUGGAUAUAAAGGCACAUAUUGUGUUGAUGGUAAAUCAAUAUUUUAACUAUUGUAUUUUUUUAUUAUUACUAUUAUUUUCAAAUAAAUGUGACGGCAUUUGUUAUGGUGAGUAUCAAGGUUGAGCUCUUAUUUAUAAUAUAUGUAGAAAUAAUUACCUUUCUUAUUUUAAAAAAAAAGUGCAACCACAAUUAAAUUGUUUCUCGAAAUUUUUAGUGGAUUUAAACGAUUUAUAUAAAUAAACUUUCUCACAUCUAUAAUUUGAAACUCAUGACUAAAUAAACUUUGUUGGUUCAGGAAAUUUAAUAUACAAUAUAAAAUUUUAGCAUCAUUACGAAAGCGGUAACAUACAACAAACAGACAAACUCAAUACCAGAACUAACUAACUAGCUCACAUAUUCUGGCGCUGGCUUGAGCUUAACUGAAGUGUUAUGAGUAACCAUUGUCUUUAACGAACUUAACAGAUAAUUAAUUAGCAAUGGUUUAAUUUUUAUUUAAAGAAGUAAUCAUCAAAGUUUUGAUUUAAAGUAAAUGUAACUUUUUCAAUAUGUCUCACAUGUUCAUUUGGAAUGCACUUCAGACACGUGUGGAGCGGGAUUUUUUGAGAAACUGUGUAGCUUAAAUUGUAGGUUGAGAACCUGUGAUGAUACGAAUGGCAAAUGUGAUGUUGGCUGUUAAACUGGAUAUCCUGGGGAUGAAUGCCUAGACGGUGAGCGUUUAUAUUAGUAUAUGACAGAACGGGAAGGGACAGGAGAUUCACAACUUUUUGGCAAUAAAUCACACCUGAAAACCAGUCCAAAGUCAUUAAAUAAGAUUUUUAUAUUUUUGAACAGCUUGUCCAUUACGGAGAUGGGGUCAAGACUGCAAGGAAUAUUGUAGUGACCAAUGUCUGGACCAAACUUGUAACAGGUUCAAUGGUGUAUGCAAUAACAGCAGUGAUGAUCGAUUUACUUAUGUCAAUGGCACACAAGGUAGAUUUAAAUAUAAAAUAUGGAGAUAGCAAAUUUUAUUUAUAUGUAUAUUUUCUAUGUCUUACCUGUUACCAGUAUUAUAAAGAAACUCUUCCCAUUCCCCCAUAUACAGCGACACGGCCAUGACAGGCAAUUCCGGCUCAUACCAGCAAGAAGCCAGUGUAGGAACUGCUCAUUCCUGCCAAAGACAAUCAGGCACUGGAACAAGAUUUCAAAAGAAACAGUUGAAGCGACAACACUAGACACAUUUGCGUCUAUUUCCUCAAACCUUCCAACCCCAAGUGCAUGAUUCCUUCACAUAGUAGCACUUGUACUCAUUGAAAUAUCCUCAUCAGCACCAGGCACAGGAACAUUGCAAAUCCCCUCUACAUGCAUAGGAGCCAAAAAUGAUCAAUAAAUUGAUCGUGGGCCCUUAAGAUAUAGAAGACGAAGAAGUGUGUCUUGUUCUCCUGUCGCAUAAGCACUCCAAUUGUGAUUAGAUCAACUGACCAGCACUGUGUUUCCACGUAGAGUUAUCGUUUAAUUGCAUUCUCCCACAUUUCAAGAGAUUUUUUUUUCAACUUUUAUGUUGAAUUUUUUCCUAUGUCCUCCUUAUUUGUAGAUAGCUUUAGAUUCGAGCGUGCUAUAUUCUCUCUACCACUACGCAUUACGCUAAGCAACUUAAAAGACACAUUUAUUUGUGUGCCUAUUUUAAUAGUGUUGGUUAAAAAGAAGGCAUGGAGAUGCAAAUCCCAUCUACAUGCAUAGGAGCCAAAAUGAUCAAUAAAUUGAUCGUGGGCCCUUAAGAUAUAGAAGAAGAAGAAGAUGGAGGAAAAAAAGUAAAUGAGAGAUAUAUAUAUUAUAAAGAGACACAGAGAAAGAAAAUAAGAACUAGACAGAGAAAUAGAGUAUUCUAUAAAGUAAGGAGAGCGUAAUUAUAGACUUUUUGUAAGAUAGAAAAUAAGAGAAAAAAAACCAGGAAGAGACAUUGAGGGGAAGAGAACGUAACAUGAAGAGAGAUAGAGAGAAUGGGCUAAUGUUUUUUUUUCUCGUAUUUUCUCUGUAGAUAAACAAAUUGACCUUUUCAUUAAAUCAAAUCUGAAUGCAUCCCACAUAUAACAGUUCAAGAGGGAUUUAACAACGUUGUUUUUAAAAAAAAAAAUUCUCAAUGCCUAUGCGAUCAUAUAUUUCCUAAUCCUAGGGUGUUCGUGUGAUGACAGAUUUGGCAUGGGCUUUGGCAUAGGAAUAGCGGUCAGCUGCGUUGUAGGUCUAGUCAUCGCAGGCAUCAUUUCCUGUAUAUUUAAGAGAAGACAUCAGAACGCUAAACAAGAUGUACCUGAUGGGAACCGUGACAGUGCAAACAAUGGUCCUCAGAGAUUACCCAUGCAUAAUUAUGACACGCUAAAUGCGUAUGGUAAGUGGAUUUAAUGAGACACAAACAUGUUUGCAAUUUCUAUAGUUCAAUAAAACUUCAAUUUAGAAACAUAAUACGCAUAACGACUAAAGCAAUUAGUACGGAAAAUUAUGAAUAACUAACUCAAUGAGAACAAAUGAACUUCCAUUUAUUAUUAAAUCCUUCACAUUAAAUAAUUUUCUGUGUUAUGGGGGCAAAAUGCUUGAACGGCUAAUUGAUACACUUCCCGUCUAUGUAUCGAGGUCAAACUUUGCCCAUAAACUUGUUUCUGAUGGAAACACAUUCGGUCAAAUUUUCAAUUCCACCUACUAACCCCAAAAAUCAUUUUUUUAGAACGGCUAAUUGAUACACUUCCCGUCUAUGUAUCGAGGUCAAACUUUGCCCAUAAACUUGUUUCUGAUGGAAACACAUUCGGUCAAAUUUUCAAUUCCACCUACUAACCCCAAAAAUCAUUUUUUUUCCGGUUUUUCAAGGGGAAGAUGAAGGAGAUAUGUAAAACACCGAUUUCAUGAAAUAAAAACACGAUAACUCUGCUAAAUGAGAUUUUGUAUUGGAAAAUGUAUAGAAAGUACGUGAGAUGCGUUAUGUCUUAUUUUUGUUGAUCUAAAUAGCGGUUGGAUCAUUAUAAUAUUGAUAUAAAAUAAUUUUUUCUUUUCAAAUGCAUAUAAUUGAUUUACAUGAAAAAAAAAAUGGUUUUUAAGGGUUGUUUGAUUAAAUCCUUUCAAUUAACUUCACCUUCAUUCGCGUGCGUUUAUGGUUAAGAUAAAAAUUUUCGGACGGCUUAUUGACACUCCCCUAGGACCCACCCCACCCCCAUCAGAAACCUUCACGCGUAACUAAAAAAACCCACAGUUUUUCAAGCGGACGUGAAUGAAAUAUGAUUUGUUCAAUGGUAGCACGUUUCUCGUGUGGACGUUUAUUGAAUUGUUAUUGCUAUCUGCUUUGUAGUUGUGACAUCCUUGGGUAUUCUGUAAAAAAUUAAAAAGUAUUUUUAAAGGAAAAGUGAUAAAACGUGUUUUCGCCAGUAGUUUACCCACCUACAUAACUGCUUCUUAAUAAAUAAUCAAUCCAUCAAAUGCAAAUAAAUAAAUGCAGAGAAACAUUUAUAAAAAUAAUUCAUAACACAGUUAUUUUUGGUCUUUGUAAAUUACUUAAAUAUUGCCGUUCCUCAAAAUGCAUAAUCACUUUUGCGUCCAUUUAUAAUAAAUCAAUCGUAAGUUUAUAUAUUUGUAAAAUAUGUAUUUUUUUAAAAAUGACUCACAAUUCAAAAACUCAUUAUGGGCAUUUAUGGACCUUCAUUUCAUUGAAAUUUAUUUCUUUUAUUAAGGAUUUAAAAUAUAUUCUUAUACACGAAAGCAGAUUGAUCUUAACAAAAAACCUAAACAUAGUGGAUGACGAUAUUUAAAUUUAAUCACUAAUUUAUAUAUAUAUUUAUAUAUAUAUAUAUAUUUAUAUAUAUAUAAAUUACAUAUAUAUGAUUAUAUAAAAAAUAUACUUUUCGAAUAUUACUUUGGUGCAUACAUUGCUAUAUAUUUACUUCCAGACUCUAAAGGUUAUGACAAAGCUACAGAAUUAAAUGUGACUAAAAAAACUAGCUCAACAGAUGUAUCAGAAGCUGAGCCAAGCCACUAUUAUGAAAUACCGGACAUUGAAUGUGUUCGCUCUGAGACAUAAAGGAAUUAUGGGGAAUUAUAUCAACUCUAUUAAAUAAUUCAAAUGUGUAAUUAUGAAUUAUAGUUGUGUUUAAAUACUUUACAACUCUUUAAUAAAAAUGUAUUUAUUUACAAACUCUAAAAAACAUUUUGUUUUAUAUAAGUCCUUUUAAAACUAAUCUGAAUGCAAAGUUAAGCAAAGUUUUUUUACCGUAGAGAGUAAUCGGAGGCUCAUUUUUUUAAAGACCAAAAUAAUGAACAUAGCCCACCCCGUCGUGGAAGAUAUCCAGAUUUCAGAGCAGGUUGGGCUUGCCCUCAUCAAAAAGAUUAACCCCUACCUCAGUUACUUGUAUAUUCUAUACUAGUAACACUACAGAUAGAAUCUAUAUGGAGAAUAAAUUAAUAACAAGAUUUGGUACGUUGUCUCCAUAUGCAAUAAAACAAAUCUACAAUCUUACCUAGCAGCAAGUGUCUUUUUCCUGUUUGGUUUUUAGAAUUAUGUUCAGAACAUUUCCUUUCAACUCCUCUUUUACAUUUUUUUUGUUUGGUUUUAGCCCC